CCAGCUCUAACCGACUCAAAUCCGGAGCCCCAAAGCUCGCUUUUUUUUUGGCGCGCAAAAGCGUCAUUCGAGUCCGCCGAGGGACGAUGGAGCCUCGGUUUUGUAAACCGUCUCUCAAACGCUCGGGAGCCGCUCCGGGCUAAACCUCCCCAAAUUCUAGGGUUUACUACGACUACGGCAUGAGCAGAAGGAAAAAGGUGAAGUUUGCAGACUCUCCUCUUGUUCAGGAACUAAGAUGUGAAAAGAGCGCACCUUCAGUCAAGACGGAAACAAUUCAGUCUCCAAGUUGUGGUGCAAAGACUUCCGAGUACAAGUAUUUUAAAAAACUAUGUGAAGAAGCUGGUCAUAAAUGCUGUUCUUAUCAAGUUCCUGUGCAAGAAAUCAAUUUGAAGACAUCCAAAGAAAGGGAUGGGGCAGCAAAUUUCUAUAACUCAGGCACAUGCAAAUCUGAUAUGAGCAAGUCCAUUUUGCCUAUUCAAAAUGUCACCCCUAUUGCUGAACGGUCCUAUUUUACACCUGCUAAAGUUACCGAAAAUUGUGGAUUGAAUAGCUUAGUCACACGCAAAUAUGAUGUGAACAAAUCCUCAUUCUCCAUUCAUGGUGUCAUGCCUAUUUCUCAAUGCACCAUAUUCGCACCUGCAGAGGUUUCGUGGAACUGUGGAAGAAAAGACAAGCACGGUGGAAUUUUUACCAAAAAGAGAAGUAAACUACUUCGGUUAGCAUUGGAGGCAUUUUCUCUGGAAAUUGAUGAAUUACAACUAAAUAGAUCAGAUUCAAUUUUUAAAUUCCUGCAUAGGCUGGGUUCGGGGAGAAAAUCAAGCAGCCAUGAGAAAUUCAGAGAGACAGUGCAGAAGGUAUCAAAUGACAGGUGCCAGUCACUUGCUGCGUCCAAGUUUGAUGAUCCCUUUGAAGAAGUGCUUGAGUCAGCAGGAAGAGACCUUUAUUCAAUGACUUCCAUUAAACAGUCAAGAAUGGAUUUGCUUGCUCAUAAAUGUAACAGAACAGAUGAUUGCCUUAGUUUUCCACUGGACUACACUAAGAUUCAGGUUUCUCCAACUUGGCAUGUUCUUGAAGCAGGGUUUCAGUGGAACAAGCAAUCCAAUUGGGUAUUAGAUGAAGCAGGAAGCUCAGAUCUGCAUGCUGAGAACAGACCAACCUCGGCUAUUGAAUGGAGCACAGAAUUUGAAUACAACAUGUUGCCCAAAUUUGUUGACCCAAUCCCUAAAAAUUUUUCUGCUCAUCUCCCCUUCACUGAGAAAUCACUGGUGCCUUACACCAAAAGAAAUUCAACAAAGCUAUGGGAUCUCCACACUCGAGAAUUGCAUUUAGAGAUGGAAAAAGAGCAGGGUACUACUAGGUUACUGGGAUGGAAUGAGGACAUUGAAGAGCCAGAGCUGUCUUUUGGUUCUGAAAGUGAGAUGGAUCAUUUGCCCCUAACCUUGUAUACUGCUCCAAAUUUUCUUGAUCAAACAAAUCUCUAUGAAAGCAGAAAGAUAUUAAACUUUUCCUCUGGCAGCAACUGCUUGGCGCUGCCUGAUACAUCUUAUCUGAGUGUGAAUGGUCUCCUUUCAACUCCACUGCAUGGAUAUGAACUAGAAUGGACGAACUCACCAACUGUUGACAGCUUGUUCAAAUCUUCACUUACGAGCAACCAUAAGGUGAUGCUCCAAGGAAUACCCCAUCAAAACCUGCAUGGUCUCUUCUAGACUUCAGAACAUAAUUAUGAGCUUGAAAGGAAGGGUGCACGACAGAGAACUUUGCUUUUGAUUUCCACUCUCUCCAACCUCAUGAAGGGAACAUAAGAGAUAUACGGAAUUGCAUGUCUAUCAGAAACAAAGUUGAUGAUUUUGCAGCUGAAAGAAGCAUUGUAGGAAUCCAAAAUAGCCAUGCAGGUGACAUAUCUGGCCUAACUGAUUUUAAAUACUUAUGUCUCAAUUUUUCUUU
Molecule: messenger RNA, 1944 nt
Organism: Elaeis guineensis (African oil palm)
Lineage: Eukaryota; Viridiplantae; Streptophyta; Magnoliopsida; Arecales; Arecaceae
Source: RefSeq, a predicted model, not a curated record